GGCUGCGCAGAGGUCGUGUUGUCUGACAUACGACGUACGGCACGGCGCUCAAAAGCGUGAUUGACGGCCCAGCGCGAGACGUGGCCGGUGUGACCGUAACACAUAAAGUGCUCAUCUGUUACGCACCACGCAUACACCAUGGCUGGCGUACGCCCGAGCAUCGGCCUGCUCCUCUCCCAGUUCCACGUGACGAGGGGUAACGAGGUGGCGUGCUGCUAUCCCAGCACUUUCCGCUUGCACGCAGGCCUACACACCGACGGCCUCGAAUGGAAGGUCUUGCCGAGUGGCGGGCAUCUGGUUAGCAGCGAUGUCAUCCUCUUCGAGACGCCAACCCCGGAGAAGCGCAUUGAAAAUCGCAGUGGGAUAGGGAUUGCUGUCUUUCGCAACCUCAGGCUUGAUCCUGCCGGUCAAGCACCCUCCGAUGCAACUGGAACGGCCACCCGCAGCUCAACAAACAGACAACGCGGCGCGAGGAUGUUCAGCGCAAGCUUGCUUGUCCUCUUGUCCAACGAUGCAGACAGCGCUCCGUUCAAUCGAGGCACGGACGCACAAGCCGGCGAAUCCCCAUCGCCCUUCUUCAAAUCAAAAGCAGCGUCAGAAAAAGUGCGUCAGCGGAUUUACACGCUCGCUCUGCCAGCUUUACAGCACCUCGCAGCCGAGGUUGCGCUCCUGCUACACGCACAGCCAGACCUUGACCUCUCCAAUUCCACUGCCGCUACCGCAGGCACAGGGUCCCCAUCCUCUCAUCUGGUCGACGUCAACUAUACAGAUGCAGCGAAACAGGUUUCGAGCAUGCUCGAGCAGGCGCACGGGCGCUUGACUGUUGCCUUGUCGACGCUAAUCGACGGGUCCAUUUUCACAGGGCCUCCUCAAGUACAACCCCUUCUACCAUCCCACGCGAGCAUCCACUCGCUCCCAGCACAGCACGCCACUUUUGGGCCCCUGCUCCUAAAGCUGCUGAAGGUACUAUUACCAAGCUAUCUCCCCGGCACAUACUCCUCGUCGCUCUUGGCUUCUGGAAUCGCUCCGUUAGCUAGAGCGCGACCGCGAGCCCCACGUGUGCUCAUUUACACACCGAGCGGCAGCAGCAAGGAUGCAGCUGGUCGAAAUGGAAUUCAAGAGGGCAUGGUGCAAACGGCAUGUGUAUUUGCAAGCAACUUGCUCGUCCUCCUGGAAGACAUAGCCGCACAAAAUUCAGGUCACCUUCACCACCUCCACCAUCAUCAUCGGCAGCGUGAGGGCGGUGACUUUGGUCUACGAUUGCGAGGCUACGUUAGCGUACAUGACCUCGUCGCUCUAGACGCUGAGCACAGGGCGGCAAAUGGUGCCAACGCAGAGGAGGAGGAGAGAGGCUCGCGAAGUGGCUGGCUUGCUGUCACGUCCGAUGCCAUCUUGCGCGAAAAGACGACUCUGUUCGAUAUCCUGCUCGACCUCUCCCCUCUUGCCUGCCUGCCUGCUUCCGCCACUGUCGCCGGCGGAAACGAGCAUGCACCAACCGCGUUGCCGCUGCUAUCCAUGGUCGUGGAUGAUUGCGGCAGCGAAAGCAACGAUGGCGGGAGGAGAGCGCAGGGAAGGAAAGGCGCUAACCUGCGCCUGCGCAGGCUCAAUUGGACAGCGCGGGAGUUCGGAGCGUGGGACAUCAUCGACCGCACUGCUGAGUUCACACUGCAGGAGCGCGAGGCAGCCCUCAUGCAGCAGUGUCAGCGUCACCGAGGCAAGAGCCAGAGCCAGAGAGGGAAGGGGCCCGCUCAGCAACAACUGGAACAGGAAGCUGAGGAAGACAAUUUACUUCAUGUGCCUGGUGCGAUGCCACAGCCGUCAAGGUCCACGCCCGGCCGUUCCGCCAGGAGCAACAGCAGCAGGCACAGUUCGCACCACUGGGUCACCACCCUCUUUGCUUUCCUGCACUUCUGCUGCGCAGGCUGGCCCACAGUCUCCGUGCUGCUCUCAUUCAUUUGGCGGCGUCAGCCCGGAAGCCUCGCACUUCACACUGGCAGUGGGAGGGCCAACAGCGGCGGCGGUUCCCAGCUUGCGUUGGGGAAUCUGCUGGGUGGCAGAGAUGGGCGGGAGGCAGAGGCUGAAGGAGACACUCAGGAGGAGGACGAUGAUGUUUCUGAGCGCGUAGAGACUGAAGGAAUAGACGAACAGGUGCCAAGCGGAGGCGGGCGUGGCCCUCUGAUUAUCGCUAAACGCGGCAUGGGCGCAGAACAAGACUUGACACACGUUAAUGAAGCUACCCUUGAUGAUGCAGACAUGGCCGACGCGACACUGGCACUGGCGCUGCAGCAAGCAUGGGUCGACUGGGGCGCGUCUCUGCUGACAACCGUCGUGGACGAAGUGUUGCGAGAUGUGUCCACAGCGUCCACGGUCGUCAAAGCAAGCGCUAUGCGCCGUGCAGGUCUCAGCGUCUGCAAUCCGGCGGACGUUGAGCUCGUGCGUGCCGUUGCCACAAGCCCGCGCUCGGCGCAGCAUGUCUCCUCGCCGCCGCGGCAGCUGGAGUUCCAGGCCGGCUGGCGUGGGCUCUUUAGCUGGUGAACAUGUACACAGCUCAGCACAAUCAACUCAGCGUAGCCCAGCAGACG
This is a messenger RNA of Tilletiaria anomala UBC 951, 2582 nucleotides long. RefSeq lists its product as uncharacterized. NCBI's taxonomy places the organism in Eukaryota, Fungi, Basidiomycota, Exobasidiomycetes, Georgefischeriales, Tilletiariaceae. Gene Ontology annotation, cellular component: lipid droplet. The record is from RefSeq and is a predicted model, not a curated record. The coding region runs from base 139 to 2535 and encodes 798 amino acids. The transcript is spliced from 3 exons.